GAGGGAUGGUCGCGCAGCCCUGGGAUCGUUGGCGAAAGCGUCUUUGGUAUUGCUAGCCCUUUUUGUCGCGGUCCACAGUCAAACCUCGGAUACUGCAGUCUGUCUAGAUGGAGAGCUCAGUCUGACGGGUGGACAGUAUCCAUUUGAAGGGACAAUUCAUAUCUGUGUCGGCGGUGUCUGGGGUACAGUGUGUGACGAUCUGUGGGGCAUAGCGGAUGCUACUGUCGUCUGCAACAGCCUUGGAUACCCCAAUGGACCAGCUAUUGCACUGAGUGAAGCCUACUUUGGAGAGGGUACGGGACCAAUUCACCUGGACAAUGUCAUCUGUACUGGCAGUGAGACCUCUCUACUGGACUGUGGCUACUCUCCCCACGACUGUGGCCACUUUGAGGAUGCCGGAGUCAUCUGCCCUGUUCCUGAAGGUGUAAAUACCAAUUGUACCAGCGGAGACAUUCGUCUGGUUGGUGGAGAGAAUGAGUACCAGGGCCGAGUAGAGGUGUGUCUCCAUGGCAACUGGGGCACAGUGUGUGUGACGACAACUGGGGCAGUAAAGAUGCUCGUGUUGUCUGCAAUCAGUUGGGCUUCAAUAGCAGCGGUAUCCCUUUCCCAACAAUGCAUGCUGAAUUUGGCCCUGGGAGUGGACUAAUCUUCCUGGACAAUGUGAACUGUAACGGGACAGAGUCAAAUCUCCUCCAGUGUCGAGGGAACGAACCUGGGAACCACGACUGUGGUCAUUCAGAGGAUGCCGGUGUUUACUGCCCUGACCCCACGGCCAACUGUACUAAUGGAGACGUGAGACUGGUAGGAGGUACCACUGAGUACGAGGGGAGAGUGGAACUGUGUGUCGGAGGUUCCUGGGGUACUGUGUGUGCCGACUUUUUUUGGGACGGCAGAGAAGCCUCCGUGGUCUGCAGACAACUGGGGCUCCUCCAUCAAAACGCCAUAGCAGUGGGAAGUGCUGCCUAUGGGCCAGGUGAAGGCCGGAUUCUUUUUCAGACUGUUCAGUGUAGCGGAUCAGAGUCAGCUCUCCUAGACUGCGUAUUCUCCAGUCCAUCAAACUCCAGUGACCUUUGCUCCAGUCACCUCCAGGAUGCCUCUGUUGUCUGCCGGACGAUACCCACACAGCCACCAACACUGCCAUCUCGGUUUAUCGUUGAGUGUUCCGUGGGACUUUUCACUGCUACACUAGUGUCUGCAGACUGUUCUCCACUCGCGGGGAGCCAGGACAUCAGUCGUAUAGAGAGCUACCAGAUUGGUGGAGUCGAUCAAAGUCCAGCGUCGUUCCCUCUGUUGAUUCCACUGGCAUCGCUGGCUCCUGGAGGAGAUGAUGUGGACCUGAGGCUGGUCAGUGAAGGAGGUCUGAGUGUGUCUGUCAGAUUCAGACUUAUUGGCUUCCUCGCUUCUACUGAUCGUGCGUGUCUGGUGCAUGUCGUCCGGACUGAACUGAGAGUCAUAAGAGUCCUCAUAAUCUACUGUAUUGGCUACACUGACUACACACUCUCCUACAACAAUGCCACCUUCCUCUCUGGUACUGAGUUCCCAGUCCUCGUGCCGGGGACGACUCUCACUGAUGGACUCAACAGUUUUGUGUUCCGGGCAACUGGAGUUGGAUGACAACAUCCACAGUCUUGAAGGCUUCUUUGACAACAGAAGAACAGAUUUGAUAGUAACCUGCAGCAAUACUUCUGAGCCAGGUCGUCAGAUCAUCAACUGCACAUCCACCAACCCUCUAAUGUCCCUCCUGUGUGCCUAUGACAGUGGGCAGUCUGAGGAAUGCUCAUUUCCAAUAACACUAAGCAUCGAGAGAUUUGGCACCAGCAGACACAUUUUGGUCGUCACUGCUACUGAUGGAUUUGGACAGCGUGAAACAAUAGAGUUUUCAUUUCAACUUGAUGCACCCAUUAUCCUGGAGGACUCAGUUGUAGCAGAUCCUCAGUUCACCGUGAGUAUUCCUGAUGACAGGGGCCACUCUCUCUGCUACGAGGUCCACGGAGACUCUGACCAUCACUUCAACCUCAUCUCUGACACAUGUCUAUCUGUCAACGCUCUCUUCACCUCGAUCAGCCCCGUCAGAAACACGAUGAGCAUGAUUGGGGUCCGGGCAGUAUCCAAAGGUGGCAGUGGCUGUGUGGACAUUAAGAUAAACUCUACGUGCGGUGCAAACGUGUUUACCGGAGGUUCGGCUGUUGGGGUAGGUGACGGGAUGGUAAUUGGAGGGGUUGACCUGCAGAGGCGUGGUGGCGACUGGAGGAUAUCUGUCCCAAACUGUGGAGAGCCAAGUGUUGUUAUGAGAGUGAGCUGCACAGAGCGACAGGGACUGAGGCUUGCCGUAAUGAGAGGGGCAAACCUACAGCCCACAUCUCACGGUCUCCUUGGACAAUUCUGGAACAUCCCAAUCUCUGUCACUAUUCUGGAAGGACAACCGCACGUUCAGAUUUUCAAGCCAGACCAGAAGAACUACCGAAGGUUCCCGGCAGAGCUUAGCCAGCUGACAUGGGACCGCUCGCGCCAAUAUUGCUACUAUGCCGGAGACUCUCAAGGCAGCUCAGAGAGGGUUAAUCAAGACCCAACUCAGUCCGUUAUUGAGGGUGUCUGGACCAACUAUGUCACUAGUGGACCAUUUGACACCAACUUCAAAUACAAGCGGUUUGAGGAUAACCACUGCUUGUAGUUUAGUGAUUUUAUAAUAUACGAAAACUGCACAGAGUAAUCAUGUAUUGCAGAUGCUCUGCACUGGCCCAGAUAAGAUUUUGCAAU
This is a messenger RNA of Geodia barretti, 2757 nucleotides long. NCBI's taxonomy places the organism in Eukaryota, Metazoa, Porifera, Demospongiae, Tetractinellida, Geodiidae. The record is from the annotation of a GenBank genome assembly.